AUGGAUAAGGGAAAAGAAAAGAGCAACGAAGCUGAAAAAAGGGCCAAACGCCUAAAACAUCAUAUGCGAAAAGCCGAAAAGCUUCCGAAUGCCACCAUCAUAAGGCUUGAAGAAGAUAGGGAAAGGGUCAUUGUCACCUACUCCAUGCCCAACACAGCACCAAUGGACAAGGAAACUCAUGAAAAUUUGAUCAACGAGUCCAGGGCUACAAAGGCUUACUGCAUGGAACAAGCCACUCGGCUUGCUAAAGAGAAAAUUCUGAUGAUGAAAAGGGCUAAUGAGCAAACAUCUUAUGAAGUUCCUCAACCUAGUGAACAAUCCUCUGAAGAUAUCACUAUGGUUCACUCUCGGCCCGUAACUCAGUCACCCGAACCCACUCUCUCACUUGAGGAAUCAGAUCAAAUCUGCGCGCUCGAUCAUCAUCCUCUCAUACAACAUAUCGUACGUCGAUCGAUCUGCUCCGAUCUUCAACGCCGCCGGUCACCCACCGCUCUUUCGUUCACCGAUCUUCGACGCACCGCCGACCACCGUCUGCUUCGCGACCGACCGACCGCCGUCUGCUUCGCGACGCACCGCCACACGCCACAGCCACGGCCACCCACCGCCGUCUGCUUUGUUCACCGCGACGUCGCACGCCCCCACCACGACCAGCCGCCAUCCCCGCCGGCGCCACUGCCGCCUCCCCAGCCGCCGAUCUGCAGCUAUGGCAUCACCAAAACGCUUGAGCGCUAUGAAAAUUGCAGCUUUAAUCCUCAAGAAAACUCCAUUGAGAGAGAAACACAGAACUGGUCCCAUGAAGUUAUAAAACUGAAGGCCAAGUAUGAAUCUCUUCAAAGAACUCAAAGGCAUCUACUUGGAGAAGAUCUUGGGCCACUCAGCAUCAAAGUUCAGAAUCUGGAAAAACAGCUUGAAAAUGCUCUUUCACAGACUAGGCAAAAGAAGACUCAAGUUAUGAUGGAACAUAUGGAAGAACUCCGCAGAAAGGUGACAAAACAUACAUUUCCUCAUUGUACUUAAUUGUUUGUUGAUUAAGGUACGAAACCUUAUCAUGUGUCUUGGCUAAUGAUUAAUGUUUGGUUUAUGCUGAUUGAAAAAACUGGAGGACUGGUAGUUCUAGCAGAAAGUUUUGGUCAUCCUGUUUUCAAGGAUUCAUUUAAGCGUGUAUUUGACAAUGGUGAAAAGUCUCUUGGUCUCUCAUUUAAGUGAGUAUCU
Molecule: messenger RNA, 1212 nt
Organism: Ipomoea nil (Japanese morning glory)
Lineage: Eukaryota; Viridiplantae; Streptophyta; Magnoliopsida; Solanales; Convolvulaceae
Exons: 7
Coding region: 1-1017 (338 amino acids)
Biological process (GO): regulation of DNA-templated transcription
Cellular component (GO): nucleus
Molecular function (GO): DNA-binding transcription factor activity
Source: RefSeq, a predicted model, not a curated record